Molecule: messenger RNA, 2680 nt
Organism: Bactrocera dorsalis (oriental fruit fly)
Lineage: Eukaryota; Metazoa; Arthropoda; Insecta; Diptera; Tephritidae
Product: glycerophosphocholine phosphodiesterase GPCPD1
Exons: 1
Coding region: 565-2589 (674 amino acids)
Biological process (GO): glycerophospholipid catabolic process
Molecular function (GO): starch binding; glycerophosphocholine phosphodiesterase activity
Source: RefSeq, a predicted model, not a curated record
UGCAUUUUUCGACGUCAAACGAGCACAACGAAUAAGUCGCGAAACCACAGCGAGUGAGAAUAAUAAAAAUAUUGCAAGAAAUAUUUAAAAUAAUAAAAACAAAAAUAAAAAUAAAUAAAAAAUAAAAAAUAAAAAAUUAAAAAAGCAAUAGUGAACUAAACAACAAACGUUGUCAUAAACCUUUAUUAGCGAUUUUAUAAAAAUAACGUUUGUUGGUAGCAAAGCAAAAUAGCUCAUAAAUCUUAAACGAUAGAAGUACUGAGCGCUCAUAUACUUUCCGUAAAGUACAGCGAAGUUGAUAAAACAAUCUACAGCCAAUCUGCGGCUAAGAUAAGCAUAAGCGCCCAGGUGAAAACUUACAAAUUUAAAACUCAAAGAAAUGAAUAAAUUCGCGGUGAACGCGCAGAUAGAGCGCGAUUAAGUGGACAGCAGGCAUAGUGUGCGCGCAACACCAGCGCUAGUGAAAAACGCCGCGUCAAGGACAAUAACUGAGCGCCGCGCUUAAAGUUUUUAAAAAAAUAUAGACGCUUAAAUUAAAGUGUACAGUUUUUGUAGCGCGCUACUAUGUUUUCGCUCGCUAAACUUUGCGCGCUCUGCGCUGUGCUAAGCAUUUUCGCUGGGCUACCGCGCGCCGCGCAGUGCGAUUCUUCAUACUACGAAAAGUAUUACACAGCGCGCCGCUUUAUACCGCUCAAGCGCAACUCGCUGAUACCGUAUAACUUUAGCGUUUCGCUUAACGAACAACCGCUGGCCAGCUAUGAGCUCGUCGCUAUGGUCGGCGAUGUCAAACAGUUGGGCGCUUGGCGCGCCGACAAGGCGAUCCUAUUGAAUCGCACGCAGGAUCAUCGCGUGUGGACGGCCGGCGUAGCGCUGCCGGUGAACACCACCAUCAAUUAUCGCUACUUCAUUGCGGCCAUAGACAAUACAACGGGUGUAGUGCAGGUGCGCCGCUGGGAAUCACAUAUAAAUGCGCGCAGCUUUCAAGUGGGCACUGUGGCGGGCAAUCGCAGCGACACAUGCGGUUGGAUCGAUCCGCAGCGGCGUGAACUGCAACGCGGUUGGCUAAAUGCGGGCAAUAUUGUACAAUUCAAGCUGUUUCGCAAUCCGUUGCAAGUGAAUGAAACGAGUGCGGGUAAUGAGGAGUUGCGUUUCAAGUUGCAGCCGGUCGAGCCGUGUCGCUUGUCCGCCAUAUUGCCCUCGGCGAAGGCGCACACAGAGUACGUGCGUAUGGUGUACGGUGACAGUUACUUGCGCACGCAACCGGAGUUUGGUGUGCCCUACAAGCCCAACGAUAUAUUGAUAUUUCAGACGACAGUGUCGCAGUUGGAUACUGUCGCGUAUCUGUUGAAGCUGUACGCGACACAGAAUGAUAAUGAGCUUGUGCGUUUGAUAGGCUAUCAGUAUAUAUAUCCGGAGUUUUUGAAAGGCACCGAAGGCCGUUUCACUAUCAAUCUCUUAUCGCCCGUGUGGCUAAAUGCUAUCGGCAGUUUGGAUGUACAGUAUUUGGUAAUUAAACCCUUGCCGAACUCGACUGUCGAUUUUCAUACUUCUUUUGUGGAUUACUGGCGCAGCAAUUGGACGUCAUUGGAUGUGGGACAUCGUGGUUUGGGUAAGAGUCUGAAGCAGGCAACUAAUGCGCCAGCAAUAAUUGAGAAUACGGUGGCGUCUAUGAAGGCCUCCACAGAGCUGGGCGCUGAUUUGGUCGAAUUCGAUGUGAUGUUAACUAGCGAUUUGGUGCCAGUGAUUUACCAUGACUACUACAUCUAUGUUUGUAUGGAUCCCAAGACGCCCACCAGCAAAGCUGAUCUCACCGAAGUACUAAUCAAAGAUAUCACCUAUGAGCAGUUAAAGAAUUUGAAAACCUAUCAGGUGGUGGGCAAUAAGAUCAUCGAAUAUCCGGCGCACAAUAAUGUGGAGCAAGAGGAUCAACGACUCUUCCCGCUGUUUGAAGAUUUCCUCACCAAAGUGAAUAAGUCGGUGGGUUUCAACAUUGAAAUCAAAUGGCCGCAGCUGACAGUGAAUGGUGAGCUCGAAAGCGUACAAACUAUCGAUAAGAAUACCUAUGUGGACCGCAUAUUGGAUGUGAUGUUGCGUCACGGUUGCGGUCGUCUGAGCUUCUUCUCAAGUUUCGAUGCCGACAUUUGCACGCUGUUGCGUUACAAACAGAAUAUAUAUCCGGUCAUGUUUCUCUCAUCCACCAUACUCGGCGUUUAUGCGGAUCCACGCGCGGACACACUGUACGACACCAUCAAUAAUGCGCAAGCUUUCGACUUGGCUGGCAUUGUGCCAAAUGCCGUGCAUAUAAAGAACGAUCCAAAAUGGAUUAAAAUAGCGAAAAGGCAGGGUAAAAAGGUCUUCCUUUGGGGUGAUGAGCUCAAGAAUACCGAAACGAUUGAAUGGUUCAAGGCGCAAGCUCCAACUGGUGUGAUUUAUGAUCGUGUGGACUUAUGGUUGCCAGCGAAUAAGCGUAGCGCUUUCGAGCUCGAAGCUGAUUUGCCCGAUUUCUUCCGUUUGCAAUGUUCGCCGAAUCAGCAGAAACCUGUGAACUCAACUAUCGAGAGUAUACUUAGUAAUGUGAAUUUGUUGUAGUUCUUUUGCCUAGUGUUAAUUUGUUUGUAGGUCUUUUGUUGUACAACAAGUAAAACUUGGUUUGAAUGUUCCUUAUUUUCUUGUGUGAAAA